Molecule: messenger RNA, 5673 nt
Organism: Fusarium venenatum
Lineage: Eukaryota; Fungi; Ascomycota; Sordariomycetes; Hypocreales; Nectriaceae
Source: RefSeq, a predicted model, not a curated record
AUGGGGAAGCUCACUGAUGUCUCAAGGUCCUUAGCGGCCAAGGUUUCGGACAGCUGGCUACAGCAACCCGAUCCGCCUGCAGAGCGUAUCGACCUCAUGAUCGAUCCGAAAAGCAAGAGAUGGGCAAAGGUACACAGGUAUUUUACCAAGGCCUUGACGACAGAAACCUCCAUCGAGGAUAUUAUAAGGAAAUUCUUCACCCAUCACCAGUACCGCAUGCUGGCGCCCGCUGAACGUGCCGACGUUAAGGAGAUACAAGUCGACAAUACGAAGAGAUACAACGCAUUACUUGCUGGUCGCUUCAAGGGCGUCGAAGACUCGCUGGCGACAAGGCUCACCAUCAUGUACUUUGGCCUACCUGCAGCCCCUGUCGAUAAUCCUCUCGAAGAAAUUGCCAAGAUGAUGGCGAUCGAUGAAAAAGAGGUUCCUAGAUAUAAUGUCAGGCCGCCAUUGCAUUUCCUUACGGCGCAUGAACGUCGCAACUGGGGAAAGGAUGGCCUGAAAUCCAACGAAGCCAUCAACUACCCUUUGCCACUCCCGAGGGCUAUGGAACCAACAUUGGGUCUUCGCGGAGGAGGAGAUGACGAUGAUCCCAUGACCUGGAGCGAUGAUUACAUCCCAGAAGACGAGACACCUGCGCUAUUCUCAGACGGAUGGACAUACUUACACGGCCUCUACGGUCGCUUGCCUUUUGUUCCCCAAAAGUGGCGGUCGUUCUCAAAAGUUCUACGCCAGCUGCUGCAGGCUGAGGAUCACGAAGAGAAGGGUUUUUCUCUUCUGUGGUACAGUCUGAACGUAUACAAGCCACAAGUGAUUCAUGAUCAACUACCUCUGAAGAAGGACAGCCCUACUGUAGCCUUUCUUCAACAGCACUUCGCCGACAGCACCAUGUCUCACAAGGAUUGCUGUGCUCUGUUUGCCGAUGACAUGCACACCGAAAUCAACAAAGGCCCGCGGCAUUGGGAGCCUAUCGCUGGUAACCUUCUAACAGACACAAUCAGAAUUGGACGCUCUCUUGGUCAUGCUCCGAAUGGCCCUGAGAAAGAAGUGGUUAGCUAUGCCUACAUGGCCUUCCCCAAGUCCAAGACACAAACCUUUAAGAUUGGUAAAUAUGGGUCUAAUCAGUACAAUACUCACUUCACCAAAACCUUGAACGUUCUUUUCGGAGCACCUGAGACCUCGGCGUAUCACCAUGCCUUGUUUCGACUUUUUGACAAGAACAAGCCCAAAACUGGUUGGUCUAUCCCUAUUGUCUACGGUGCCAUGAGCCUUCCCCAAUGGGUGUGGGAAUUGCUACACCCACGGAACAAUCCUGGCGCCAGCUGGAUGGUUCAAUGUUGUUGGCUUAGUGCUGGUUUGGAAGCUAUCCUCAUGCCCAACUACUACCCGGAUCCUAACCCGUACCUUAUCUCGCGGCAAUUACAUGUUUCUGCGGCGCCAUUUGACCAGGCAUACCGACAAAUUUGUGAGAUGACCGCUGAGGCCUUUGAUGCAUCUGUCUCUCGAAAAAUCGACUCGGUAUUCUUGAUUGAAGGCCACAAAGAAAAAGCGACUGACGAGCUUCGCGUUGAAGGCCUUCAGCUUAAGCCUCGACGCGAUUUGAGAUCGUGGAAGAUGAGUAUCCCAGGGAUCCCUCAUCAAGAUGUCCCAAAGAGCCUUGGCAGCAAACUGGAACAAUCUCCAAACUUCUACAGAACUGUCCAUGUGAACUGGCGUCCCGGACACUGUCGUCUUUUCCCAGGUUGGUACAGCGGGGGGGAUUUCUCUGUUGAGAUGCCUCGUUUGACGUCGACAGUGGAUCAGUUUCUUGACGCCAUCAGGAAACUGUACCUGUUGGCGACACCUCCGGACUUCAAAGAUGAAGAUCCCAAAGACAGCUGCUUCUUGCUGACGGAGACACCUUCGUUUGAGAGUCUUCAGGUCCAAGACAUGGACUCGCCGUCUUAUUUCAUUGGAGCUGAUGCAACAGAUGACGAUUGGCAUGACAUCAGAAAGUCAAUCACAUCUCCUAUCAUAACGGUCUCUAUUGUGAAGAAAUCGAAGUAUACGAACUGGUCCACCUCCAUAAACCGGCACAACCUUUGGGGUUUGAGACUCGACCAGGAAGCCCUCAGGCAAGAUGAGAUGACCGGAGGUGGUUUUAGGCGAGAGGCUCUCCAUUUACAAGAUCUGGAUGGCCAUUCCAUCGACACGCUUGCUGGAUACCCUGUAGAUCCAAUGCCACUAAAGUCGAUCGACCUGAAGGACGACCUUUCUAUCUCUACACGCGGCAAAAUCUGGUCUCCCAUGUCCAGACAUCGGGCAGAAGCCUUCAAAGCACCUCGACUACUGAAGGUCAGGAACAAGUCGGUUGGCGGUCCAGACAGUCUUCGUUUGCCUUCCACCCUGGUAAUGGAAGGUGCAACUACUCCUGACGGUGACCCGGUGUACGACGUCGGUAUCUUGGCAACUAGCCAGCCUCAAUUUAAAGGAUUCACAAUUCGUCACACCGAACCUGAGGACCGCGAGGACUUUGCGCGUGGUCCGGUUGAGGAAAAUGCACGUCGACGCGAUUCUAUGUACGGGAGCUUGUUUGGCGACGAAAGCGACGAUGAACAAGCCAAUGAAGAAGACGGCAGCGGUGGCGGGAACAAGGACGAUGAUGGGGAUGAAAAAAUGCAAGAGUUCGGACUCCCAAGUCCUCGUCAAGAGAACGUCAGUGGCAGCGAUGAAGAUGCGGACGAGGAUGAGCAAGAUUCAAGACUCCUUGAAAAGAACCUUGUCUAUGACAUGCCUCUGGACAUGCUUGUGAACGAGCCAGAGAACAAGUCUGAACAGGCCGUUCCCCCACCAUCUGUUCCUACUUCCAAGCCGCCCUUACAUGCCGGCAACGUUGCUGGACCUGAUGAUCGAGCGCACACGUGGUCCACGCAACCCAGCAUCUUCACCACUGAAGAUCAACGAGCCUGGCCAGCAGAUGUUGAAAUUGGGUUUCCUCUCACCGCAGCACCAGCUGAGAAGAUCCAUCGCCUCUCUGGCAACGUCCCCAUGUUUUCAAAGGCUGUCCUGACACCUACGGAGCAAGCCGAACUACAGCGUAGCUUUUGGGAUUUGCGCAACAUGCUUUUGAAGCGCACAAACAUGUGUCCCUACAAGGGUUGCAGCUUCACUUGGCGACUCGAUGAGGAUGAAGAGCUGACCAUACAUUUUCUGACUGCCCAUGCAAAGCGCAAGUGUCCUUUCUGCGAUAACGCUCUAUUUGGCUGGUGGGACAAGGAUCAGCAGAUCAAGCACCUGGGAGAAAAGCACCCAGAUGAAGUGAGUAAGAUGAAUGGUUAUUGCAACCAGAGAGGCAACAACAUAUCGGUGCCACUGAGAGCGAAUGCAACCUCAACCAAAAAACCGGUUGCUACAGGCCAUGUGUCCAAAACAGCUCCCGCCAAUCUCAUCAAAGAGGCGUUCGCGGAAGAGAUCAGAUCAUGGGGGCCACAGUACAAGCUCACGAAGCCCCCGCGCCUUCUUACAUACCCUCUCCUUGACUGGUUUGACAAUCCUGGGACCACUGCUUUUCAAGAUCCUCCCAACAAAUGUCCAAUCCCGGACUGCCGUGUUCCUCAUCUUGAACAUCUCAGCUCCCAUGGCGUAUGGACGCACUUCAAGAACUACCACACUGACUUCAAGAUGGAUGCGUGUCCGUUCUGCAAGCUAAGCUUCUAUGAGUACGGUGAGAAGGACAAGGAUGGCGUCCGGGCCCUCAUUCCACGCCCUGUCGAUGAGUGUAUCAAGCACAUGGACUGCCAUGUCUACCAGCUCUGGGAUAUCCUGGAGCCUAUGCCAGAACAGAAUGCUGUUGCUCAUCCGCCUGGUGCUACGAAGAGCUUCGCUGGUCAAUCCACACCUCCUCAGGUCAAUCGGGAACAACCAGCUGAUGCCACACAAAUUGUCAAGAAGUGCGCCUAUUUUGAAACGUGUGGUGCCUACGUCGGGUCCAUGACUGACAAGCAGUAUCGCCAUCACUUCCGCGUCACUCAUCCUAAGGAGAUUUCUCAAUUCUCUUCUUCGGAAGAAGAGACUGACAAGGAAGACCAAGCGAGCAAUGGAAAUGACGAUGAAUCGGGGGAUGAUGGCGACGACAAGCGAGACGAUGAUGGUGAAGAUGGUGGUGUUAAGACAGCCCCUAUCAGGCUUCAUCAUCUGAAGCCUACCCCCAAGCCCACUCUAGAGCCUGCUUCUUCUAAGCCUAAGCGGAAGACAACUCCCAAAAAGUCUCCAGCUGUGAACCCAGAGGAGAUGGAUACCUCGGCUGAUACCGAUGACAUCGAUGCUGAGUCUAGUGGACCUAAGGAGCUUGCAGUGGUGGUAUCUAAGAAGCCCCGGGAGAACACGAAGGGGGCUCCCCACACUCCACCGCCGGAUCAUGAUUCAGGCACCGAAGAGCUGUGUGGUUCUAGCGUCUCUCGUGGCAGACGAUCCGAGAAAACGCCUAAGAAGUCAAAGGUUAAAGCAGCGGCUAAGACUACUGACCCGGAUGUUGAUGAUGACGACGGCAAGGACGAUGACAAGAACGAGGGCGGGGACGAUGACGACGAUGAGUAUGCUGAUGAGGAUGGCGAAGCCGGUGGUAGUGGACCUAAGAGCUCCAACACUGUAGGCCGAGGCCGAUCUACUAAAAAGGCCCGACGUGGACCUAAAGGGGACAACGAUGGGGAUUAUGAGGACGAAGGUGACGAGGACGAUGAUUAUGAAGAGGGGAAGGGAAAACGCGGGCGACGCUUCCGUCGUCGAGCGGAGUCCCCUGACUGGGUGAAGGUGCUUGGUCCUGAGGACCCCAAAUUCGAUCCCGACGAUAAGAUGUACUGUUCAAAGUGUCUCCGAAAGGCGCCUCUGAGGCGGCCAAAGAGUCCAAAUCGGUCGCCUAUCGGUCGCACGGGUGAGCUCCAGGCUCACACAGAUAAAACCAGAUGCUGCCGCAUCCGUAACGGCGUGGGCUCAGCAGAGAGUCUCCCGAACCGCAGUGGUUGGAUUCAUGUUUCCAAACUCCCUGGAACACUUAGUUCCAUCAAGGAAACAUUCCUUACCCGCUACCCAUCCUACAUGCGCACCAUGUAUCCCACACAAUCCAGGGACCACCAUGCUUCUGUCUGGCGUUCUGACCCCAACAACCCAGAAAAUGAUGCUUGGUACGACGUCCCCUGGCCUCCGUACGAGGGCCUGCCACCUUUCCCAGGCGAAUGGACAGCGCCUGGUCUCCCUUGGGAUGACAGCCCGGAAGGUCGCCAACGAAGAGCCAUGUACAUCGGCAACCGAACCGUCGAUCAAACAUAUCAGUACCAGAGUGAAACCGACUCUGAUGAUGAUCUGAAGCCGGAUGUCAAUGACAUUCCAGAGUUCCAGAAUGAGAUGAACCCCUUGAAGAGGUCUGCUAACGAUGGGGAUGAGCCACCUGAUGAGCCGGCUCCGAAGAAAGCCAAGAGCAGUAAGACUGCAGCAACCAAGACGCCGAAAGCAAAGGGAACUCAGAAGCCCCGCGGUGGCAACAUCGAAGGCACCAUCAAAGGCAACAUCGAAGGUGUCGUCGAAGGUGUCGUCGAAGGUGUCGUCGAAGGUGUCGUCGAAGGUGUCGAGUACAAAAACUACUCCGUCGCAAACCCCAUCCGGGCCUUCCACUCGGCCUCCUUCCAAUGCUGGAGAUGA